AUCAAUUAUUGAUUUAGAAUCAUCGUCUUCGACGACAACAACGACAACUAUUGGCCAUGGUAAUUGUCAUUGUCAAUUACCAUGGACAAUGGUAACUCCUUGGUCUCUUGAUUUGAUGGAUUCCGAAAGUAAUGAUCAAUGCUACACGAAUGAUGAUGAUGAUCAUCAUCAUUCCAAAUCGUUGAAGAUUGUUACAUUCAAAGUGAAUAAACAUUUGAAUUCAAAAAUCAUUCUCUGGAAUGGCUGUUCAAGUUCAAUGUUACGAUUAAAAGUGGAUGCCAUUGUUCAUCCAACCAAUGAACGUUUUGAACGUGGAUCAAAUCCAUUAACAAAUGCAUUGUACAAACAUGCCGGUGCUGAACUACGUAAAACUCUUUAUAAUAAAUUAAAAUAUUGUCCAAUUGGAUCGAUUAAAAUAACCAAAGGUUAUUCAAUUGCUGCCUAUUAUAUAAUUCAUACAGCCAGUCCUCAUUAUAAAUGCAAAUAUCAUUCAGCGUCAGAAACUGCCUUAUUUAAUUGUUAUCUACAUGUAUUACAAGCGGCUAAACAUUACAAUAUUCGUACAUUGGCCAUUGGUAAUCUAGCAUUGAAAGAACAUCAUUAUCCAGAAUUGGAUGGCAUUCAUCUUGGUAUACGUGUCAUACGACGAUUUAUGGAAUCAUAUCCGGAUGCAUUUGAUACAAUAAUAUUGUGUAUGCAAAAUGAACAUGAAUAUGAUCUUUAUCGAUCAGUGUUGAAAUUAUAUUUUCCACGUAAUCAUCAUGAAGAACAGAUGGAAUCAUCAUUGUUACCAGCUAAUAAUGGUGGUCCAAUGGGCGAACCCAUCAUACCGGAACGAGCAAUACGUAUUCAAGAAAAUCCUAUUAAAAGUUUACAAGAAAUUAAUGAUUCCGGAUUGGAUGAUAGUUGUGAUGAUCUUUGUGCUUAUUCAUAUUCAUCAAGCUAUUCAACUGAUGCUAAUGGUCAAGGUACCGGUAGUGAUAUUAAUAUCGAUGAAUGUCGUGAAAGAUUGAUCGAAUUGAAAUAUCAACAAGAAUUUGAUUAUACACCAUCAUUACCCUCAUCACCAAUGAAACGUUCAUCGUCAUUUGUGACGUCAUUUUUUCAUACAGGAAACAAUCAUCAUAAUCAUCAUCAUACACAAGAACAUUAUAGUUCAAUGGAAAGUAUGGCCUGUCCAUCAUCGCCUUCAUUCACGCGUAAUCAACAUCAUAAUCAUCAUCAUUCAUCGACGAAUGUGCAAAAUCCACAUCAUUUCGAUGAUUAUGAUCAACAGGAUCAAUUUAUGCUUAUUGAACAUAAAAGACAAUUGAAAUUUGAACGAUUAUUACGAAAAAUACGGCGACAAGAAAAAGAUUUAUCGGAAACGGUUCGUGAUAGGCUACAGGAAUGUAUUUACAUUUCUAACAUCACCAAAGAUGAUGAUAAUAAUAAUAAUAAUGAUUCCGUUCUCAUCAUAAUCGGUCGAGAAUUAGCCAAUCUUUUCCAUAAUGAAUUGGAUGGCCAUUUUGAUCAGAUUAUUGCUCAUAUUGUUAAGAUGUUGGAUAAAAUAUGUCGUACUGGCAAAAAAUAUUCGGUCAUCUAUUUCCAUACAAUGGCUGAUAAUGUUGAACCGAUUAUUGUGCCAAAAAAUCAGCCACCAAAAACUCAACUAUUAUCACGUUUAUAUGAAUUCAUUUCACAUCAACAUCAGAAUUUAUUGCAAUCAUUCUUUGUGGUACAUCCAUCCGUAUUCAAUCGGCUUUAUGUUUGGUGGCUAAAAACAUUUCAUUGUAAAUUUCUAAAGGAUAAAGUACAAUUCAUACAACGAUUAGAACAACUAUCGGUCCAUAUUAAUCGAAAACAUCUAGAACAAUUACCAACAUUCAUUAUGGAAUAUGAACCUAAAUCGAAUGCUACGUCAUUACAACUAUCAUCAUCAUCAUCAUCAUCAUUGUUACCAGAAAAAUCAAAUACUACGACUUGUUGAAUUGUAAUUUUAGAAUUUUUGAAUAGUAAUAUUAAUAUUAUUAUUAUUAUUAUUAGUAAUGUUUUCAUGUUGAAAAUAAA
Dermatophagoides farinae (American house dust mite) is the source of this 2049-nucleotide messenger RNA. Its product is annotated as protein GDAP2 homolog. The record is from RefSeq and is a predicted model, not a curated record. Lineage: Eukaryota; Metazoa; Arthropoda; Arachnida; Sarcoptiformes; Pyroglyphidae.